CCGCUUCGGACUGGGCAGGCUUCCCAAGUGGGGGAGAAAAGGGGUAAAACAAUUUCAAGAUGGCGGUGGCUGAGGCGCGGAUAACAAUGGGAAACGGGAGGUUUGGGUGGCUCUGGGCCUGAGCUAGCUUGGGGCAGGGGAUUGAUAUCGCCGGGCCUGCAUCGGGAAGGCGGGCUCGGUGGGGUCGGGCGGCAGUGGGGCGCCCACGCCUGGGAAAGGUAGUGGUGACGGCAGAAGAAGAGGGAGAAUUGGGCUCCGAAGUGCCCGGUGUCCCUCGCCACCAGCUAUGGCGGAGUGAAGAGCCGGCUGCUCCCGGUGCUCUGCUUUUUUCCGCUCGCGGCUCAUGGUUCUGCCCCCUUGCCCCAUGGCGGAGUUCGUGGUGUCGCAGCACAGCGCGGUGAUGGAGCGGCUCCGUCGGCGCAUCGAGCUUUGCCGGCGACAUCACAGUGCCUGCGAGUCCCGCUACCAGGCCGUGUCCCCGGAGCGCCUGGACCUGGAGCGCCAGCAGACCUUCGCCCUUCACCAACGCUGCUUGCAGGCUAAGGCCAAGCGAGCGGGGAAGCACCGCCAGCCGCCCCUUCCUCCCCCCACUGCGCCACCUCCGACGACUCCUUCGCAUCCGCCUUCCUCUGCUCAGGCCCCGGGGGCCGGGGGCUCUGCGUCUACCUCCACUUCUUCCGACAGGCCUGGAGUCAAUGGCCUGGAUGGUGACACCGCGGGCGGUGAACAGCAACAGCACGGUCGUAGCAGCGCUCUCAUCGCGCAGCUCCAUGAAACUGUAAAAAGGAAACUUGAUAAUUCUGUUUCACCUCAAAAUGGCGACCAGCCAAAUGGCUUUGGAGACAUAUUUCCUGUGCCCAAGAAAUUAUGUCAUGAUGGUGGUCUUGGUGGGUUGAGUGGCUCCUCCAAUGGAAUACCUCCUGUUUCCCCUCUACAUCAGCCUGACAGCAAACCUUCCAGUGGAGAAAAUUUACAGCUUAAUGGAAAACAUUCCAUAAGCCUAGAAGGAAUGAGCAAAAAAGAUCUGCCAGAUUCUAGCCUUCAGUUGAAUGGAAGCAGUGAUGCUGAUGACUCAUUUGCUAUGGUUAUUAACAAAGAACUCAAACAAGAACCAGAUGAUCUCCCUUGUAUGAUUACGGGACCAGGAAGUUCGAUAUCGCAAAACAAUUUGAUGUCUGAUCUUAACCUUAAUGACCAAGAGUGGGAGGAACUAAUGAAUGAACUAAACAGGUCAAUGCCUGAUGAGGAUAUGAAAGACCUAUUUACCGAAGACUUUGAGGAAAAGAAAGAUGUUGAUCCUUCAAAUUCAACUGCACAAACUCCUUUACCACAAGAUAUUAUUAUAAAGACUGAAUUUUCCCCGGCAGACUAUGAACAGGAACAGAUAGGCUCUCCACAAGUCAGAUCUACCUCUACUGGCACAUUUAUUGGUACAUCUUCUGUCCCUGUUAGUGCUGCUUCUCCAGCAGUUAGUAAUUCUCAGACAAUGUUUCAGCCUUCAAAUCAGUCCAUGUCUGAAAAUCCCAACCAGUCAAUAAUGCAACCAGCAAGCCAGGCCCAAAAUGUUCAGAGGCCUCUAUCUAAUUCAUUGUUAUCUGGACAAACUACAGGGAGUGCCAAAGAGAUGUCAUCUGCUAAACAGCUACAGCAAAUAGCUGCUAAGCAAAAGAGAGAUCAAUUGUUGCAGAACCAACAGCAGGUCCAUCCAUCCAAUCAAAUGUCUAGCUGGCAACAAUCGGGACCUUCUCACAGUCCAUUGGCUGUCCCAUUCACUAUGGAAAAUCCAACUAGCCCUUCUGUUUACCAGCAAGACUUCAGUAACCAAAAACUCCUGAUAACCAAUAUGCCAAACAAGAGUUCUCCUAGGGCAGGAGGUAAUUAUCAUGGUGGAAAUAUGCUAAGCCAUCAGUCAAGCAACAUAAAUCAGAAUUCUGCAUCUAAUCAAAACUCUGUGCUAGAUUAUGGGAAUACAAAACCUCUUUCACAUUACAAAGAAUGUGGGCAAGGAAUCACAGUAUCCGGACAAAACAAGUCUUCUAUGUUAGCAUAUCUUCAGCAACAUCAGCAGUCUACGCUGCCUCAUAUGAGCGAUGAGCAGAGUGGGAUAUUUGUAAUGAAGAAGACUGGAAAUAUUGCUUAUAGGCCUUUAGUACCACACAAUCAGGAUCAAAAUCAUUCUGCUGGUGUUCCUCGCAUUCCUGUUUCUGUUCCUGUCACUGGUGUAAAUGCACAGCCUCCCAAUGUUUCCAUGGCAGGUAACCAUGGCAAUGCAGUUUAUCUCAACAGUCAGCAGCAAGCAGCUGUAAUGAAGCAGCACCAGAUGCUACUAGAUCAUAAGCAGCAACAAAAGCAGUUGUUAAUAGAACAACAUAAACAGUUUCUAAUGGGACAGAGGCAACUUCUUGCUGAACAGGAGAAACAAAGGCAUCAUCAGGAGCAACAACUCCAAAGGCAUUUGACACGACCACCUCCUCAGUACCAAGAUCAGACACAAAACGCAUAUCAACAACAAGUUGGCCAGUUCCCAGGCUCAUCUCCAUCAAUGACAGGGGUAAAUAAUUUAGGCCAGUCCAACUCCAGCAGUCCACGAAUGUUUUCUCAGAAUCAGAACAUGAUUCAGAUUGGACCAGGACACAAUUCUGUCUCAUCAAUCAGCAAUCAGCAAGAUCGAGCAGUUAAUCAAUAUACUGGUCUGCAGACUAUUCAGCGAGGUAAUUUAUACAGCAUGGCAUCUGGUAUGACCCAGAUGGUUCAACAACAUGCAAAUCCAACUGCCAAUGGUCAGGCACAGAUGCCAAGACAACCCGGUUUGGCUCAGGGCACUGCUCUUCCUGCUGGAUAUGGACAGAACACGCUAGGAAAUCCAGGCAUUUCUCACCAACAUAAUAAAGGAGCGCUAAACGCUACAUUAUCCAAGCCUCAGAUGGCAAGAAUGCCAGCAAUUGGGGCCCAAAAUUCAUCCUGGCAGCAUCAAGGUAUAUCAAAUAUGAACAAUCAGGCUCAACGAAAUAAUAGUUUAGCAAUGUUUACUGCCAGCUCCACGUUCCAUAUGCAGCAGAAGUUGCCCAGUCAGCAGUUUGCCCAAGGAAUGCCUCAGGUAAGUCUCAACACCAGCAGGACAAUAGCACCCAUGAAUUCAGCCGUCUCUGGACAGAUACUGUCACCGUUAGGGGCCCAGCAGCGGACAAACCCUCCUACUCAACAGCCAGUCCAGUCACAACAGGUCUUGUCAGGCAUGAAUCAAACUGUCCCAGAUCUGACUUUCAGCCAGAAUCAGAAUCAGCAGCUGUCCAGCAGAACCAGUCUACACUGUACUCAAGGUUAUCCUGUGAGGACAGCUAAUCAGGAAUUGCCUUUUGCCUACAGUAACCCAUCUGGAGGUAAUGGACUACAGAACUUAACUGGGGAUACAGACCUCAUAGACACUUUAUUGAAAAACAGGACUUCAGAAGAGUGGAUGAAUGAUUUGGAUGAGUUGUUAGGGAAUCACUGAAAUGAGAUUUGUUUGUUUGUUUUCUUCCCUGAGUCAUUUUUUUUAAAUUACAAAUUAACUUUGGACCAAAUACCUGUGCCAUUGAAAACUCACAGGCUCUAGUGGGAAUGUAUUGGAGUUGCUUCUUUCUGGGUCUAAGAACAUGAAAAAAGAUGCACCAGCUUUCUAGGAAAAAAUGUCAUUUCUGUAGUGUGUCUGGAACACAACAUAUGCAAACAGUUUGGUGCGUACCCCAAACAGCCCAGCAAAAAAUGUAACUUUUCCCAGUGUUUUACAUUUGAAGACUUAAAUGUGAACCCGUGCAGUUGCAGUGCAGAAAGUAAGCCAGCAAGAGAUAGGCUUUAAAUAUUCAGUGUUAAGGCAUUCUUUCCUACAGAUAGUGCUAGAUAGACUUCUUUAUCUUAAUUUGGAUCUCUAAAUAGUAAAAAGUGCCACCUUUAUUUUCAAGGAAAGGUUGUGUAUAGACCUUGUUCUUUUUGGAAUCCUCCUUAGUUUAGGGAAGAUAAUGUUCUAAUCAAUGUGUGCCAACAUUCUUAGCAAACCAGAUACAAGAAUUCACAAUAACUGAUAAUGGGUUUACUUACUGGAGAUCCUUAAAUAUUACGACAUUUCCAGCAGCAGGUUGCUGUAGAUCUAAACUGGGGAACUGGUCUUAAUUGGCUUAUGGCUUACUGAACAAAGCAAUUUGCACUCUGCUAUUGGUGGGGAGGGGGGUUCUUUUUCUUUUUUUAGUUAUUUUUUUUAAUUGGAGAAAGACUUAAAAUCAAGUGUGUGCACUUUUUUCUAUCUCCUUUCCUGCAUUCAUUAAAGUUGGACUGAUCACACCUCAUUUUUCUGUUUGAUUCAGAGGGCAUUUAUACUUAGCAGUGUUUUUGUUUCCAUGUGCAUACUGUACUAUGUGGAUAGGAUGAUCUAGUCUUUGUCAAGCAGGUGAAACAAGUCUUAUGCCUUGGGAGUUAUGGACUGAAAAUUUUGCAAUAAUGGCACAGGAAGAUGGGGGCACACUAUACUUCUUUUAAAAAUUUAAAACUUGUGAGACCCUUUGGGGGAAAUGGUGAUUGAAGCUUUUUAGAAAUAUAAAGAUUAAUCUCCAAUGAAAUAAAUGCUGCUAAUUCAUCAUGUUCCAUGGAGAUACUUUCCUGGAUGUGUAAAAUUAGUUCCUUAUAUGGCAAGGAAAAGAGAAUUAUUUUUUAAUGUGUUACCAAAAAGAAUUUCUGCUUGCCAACAAACCACCUUUUGCCUUAACCUUUAGUUAUAAAGGUAAUCAAUUUGAAAGUUGUUUUAGAUACCUCUCUAUUCCUACUCGGGGUUUUGUUUUGUUCUUUAAUGAACAGGGCUACUUACCUCCUGUUAUAAGGGAUCUUAAUUUACUUCAUAACAUUUGCAACUGAGAAUCAUAGAAUUUCCUUUGCCUCAGAUACGUUCAGGAAAGUUUAUAGAGAAUCUGGGAUAUUUUGGACGGGGGAACAGUGAGAUUAAAAAAGAUGAACAAUAGGAAAUUAUUUUACUGUAUCUGCAGUGUUCCUCUCAAAUGUGCACUUUGGAAAACAAUCUGCUUUAACACUACUUUUAAUUUAAUUUUCCCGUUCGUUUCAUUGUAUAUGGUUGCCAUCCAUGAUCAAGAUUAGUAUGCCUUGCUAAAGAGAUGUUUGUGUUUUGGGGGAUAAUUGAUGGGGGGUAAUGGUGAAAACUGCAUGUUAAUGAAUGGUUCCACUACUGAUAUGUCCAAACUGAAGCAAGUUGCAUUGAGUGUAUAUUUUUAAAAUGUCAUUUUAUAAUAAGAGUUGCUUAAUUUAAUAAUUAAAGUAUAGGUGUCACUAUAUUGUAAGUAAAUUAGAUUAGAGUUAAAUUUACUAAUUUUUUCCAUAAAUCAGCAAUUGAGUUACAUUUUUCAGUGAAUUCAAUUCAAAGAUUUGAUCCAAAAUGAAUGUUAGCUGGAAAACAUUGUAAUCUUUGUAGCUGCUUUUUUGACCAUGGAAAAAUUAUUGGGGUCUGGGAAAAAGAGAUUUGAAAUGGAGAUAUAUUUGUUAUAUGUUUUGGUAAUCUUGCACCAGUGUGCCUUCCUUUUGUUUGUGGAGGUACUUGGGACCUCAUAUUUCGUAAUUAUUUGAGUUCUUCUUAUUUCUUCUUUAGGUGCAGAAAAAAGUUUUAUAACAUUCUAGCUUAAUUUAUCAGAGAAAAUCUUGGUGAGAAGAAAAUGGAAUGGACAUUUUGUGUUUCAAGUGCUAAAGGCAGAUACCUCCGGUCUGUCUUUGUUUCGUUACAUAGGGUUUUAUCAGCUGUAGCACACACAACUAUGUAUAAGCCUCCUAUUGGUUUUUAGGUAUCCUGGAUUACAACUCCCAUCGUUCCACACACAGUAGUCCUGCUGCUGGACUGAUGGAAAAUUGUAAUCUAUAACAUUUCAAGAGUGACAAAUGCCUUCUGGUGAAAUAAAUCAACUGGAAGUAAUUUUGGAUUGACUCUGCUCUUUCAAAAUUUAAAAAGAAUUUUUAAAAAUUCUUAAAAUGUAAGUCACGUUAUAUCUUCAACUUGAUUUCAGUUUGUUGUUGCUUUCAGUUGAUAUGUAACUGUUUUCAGAUUUGAACAUGUAGCAUAAUGUUAAAGAGGUAAAAAGUCCCGUGCAGUGAUGCUUGAACAUGGAAGCUAUCUGGGACUAAGUGCAGGGCACUCCCCAUCAGUCACUAGUAGCAGUUCAUAAAUGAAUAUCUGCACUUGUGCUUUCUAUUUGCUGCAGCUUCAGAGCAAUAAGACGCCCCCGCCCCCCUCAAUUUGCCUGGUCUGUUGCCUCAGUUUUAUUUAUAGGCUGCAGUCCUGGGCUGGUGAAAAGGUGUGAAAAAAACCAUACCUGUCCAAGAUUCCCACCCACCCCCACCUUCCUAAACCCCCGCAAAAUGGAAAGGGUGCUCAGUUUUUCUAUUCUACACAUUUUCUUUGUGUAAAUAAAUGUUUACAGUUUUAUAUUAAAGACUGAAUAAGAGUUAGAUCUUCUGAGUGUAUAUUUUUUACUUUUUAUAGAUUUUAAAACUAUAAUUCUUUAUAUAUAUGUUGGGGGCGGUUAUACAUUUUACAUUUGUUUAAAUGGUGAACAGUUCAGAUUUGAUGCUAACCCUUUUUUUUUUUUUUGACAUUGAGAUGUAUAAAGAGUCCAUUAAUCCUAUUUUUUUUCUUUAACUGCAAUUAUU
Molecule: messenger RNA, 6678 nt
Organism: Notechis scutatus (mainland tiger snake)
Lineage: Eukaryota; Metazoa; Chordata; Lepidosauria; Squamata; Elapidae
Gene: MAML1
Product: mastermind like transcriptional coactivator 1
Biological process (GO): positive regulation of transcription of Notch receptor target; Notch signaling pathway
Cellular component (GO): nucleoplasm; nuclear speck
Molecular function (GO): transcription coactivator activity
Source: RefSeq, a predicted model, not a curated record